Messenger RNA from Myotis daubentonii (Daubenton's bat), 1255 nucleotides. RefSeq lists its product as uncharacterized. The record is from RefSeq and is a predicted model, not a curated record. Lineage: Eukaryota; Metazoa; Chordata; Mammalia; Chiroptera; Vespertilionidae.
AUGGCUGCACAGAGGGUCUUCCCCAAACAGCAGAGGGGACUGGCGAGAGGACACUCGCCGCGAGAGGGCCCUCAGCGCAGCACUGCCAGCUCCCUCGGGCCCGUGAGGUCCGGGCGGACCCGGGACCUAGCGCCCUGGUCCCCCGGCUCCUCCCUCCGCCGAACCCCCAACUCCGCCGCGGGCUGGCCCCCACCUGCCGCGGGCUGGGCCUUCACCCGGAAGGGAACUGUGGAGAGCGCCCGGAAGGCCGGAAGUGGCUUCGCUCCAGGGAGGACCAACCGACGCCGCGGGCGGGAGUUCGGGCGGAGCGGGGAAGUCACACCCCCUCUUAGAAGUGACGUAAGCUGUUCGGGGCAAUAUGACGAGAAGACGGGACCUGUGAGCUGCUGGACCCCCAUCGAGCGAGAGGGAUGGCCCCACGCAGUGUCCAUUCCCUCCCACAGCAGUAGCGGCUCUGGGGACGGGGGCGCCAGGUCACGGUGCGGAGCAAAUCCGAGCAGGGCCGAUGGAGUCCUGCCCUCGUUACUCUUUCUAGGGUUGCGUCACCUUUCCUCAGGGCUGGCCAACCCUGCGCCCCUCACCAUCCCAUUGGAAAUCCUUCCCCAGCUCGGCGGCCAGUCAUCGGCCCUCUCCUCUCCCUGGGGCUUCCGAAGUGGAAAGGCCCCGCUACCGCUACCGGAGAGGUGGCCGUGGCACCGGCUCCCAGCACCGAGGCCAGAGCCCCCUGUGCCCCGAUCUCAGGUACAGGUUCCAGACCUGGAGGGCAUCAUGCUAAUGAAGGACCAAAAUACCAGCUACCAGGGUCCCUGGUUCAUCUUCCGGGGAAGCCUCCUCUUCUACCAGGAGCACCAGGCAGACAUGCCCCUGGGCCUCAUCCUGUUGGAGAACUGCCAGGACUGUGGCCUUCUAGCCACCCUCAGUCCCCACUCCAGGUUCCAGGAGUUGCAUGAGCACUUUGGGAAGGAGAUCCGGGCACUGCAGCUGAUACGUAGAGGGCUUCCGGAGGCCAGUGACAAUGGAGACGGCCAGUGACAAUGGAGACAGCCGAUCCCAGGCAAAGAUGGGGCAGGAGCUCAACCAUUGUUUGUUGAUGAAUGGCUGAGAGAUGGACCAAAGGCCAAGGGGUACCUACCUGCCAAGACCAGCCAACUGCUUCAAUAGAUCCUGGCUCACUCAUCACUUGCUCCCUCCCUCUCUAGUCCUUAUUCUAACCCCCUUCAUCAAAUAACAAGGCAGGAGACAUGCCCAGGUAUAA